AUGGGCGGGAAGAGUCAGGCCAGAAUCCAGAGCUUCUUCAGGAAGCGAAAACACGUUUCCGCGGACGCCGAUGACAACCCAUCUUUUGGAGAGCUAGCCACUGAAGGGGAAGUACGAUAUCCUGUUAUUGACUUGGAGGAAGAGGCCAUGCCGUUAAUUGAGUCGGAGAUACAGAUAUCUGGGACCUCGAACUUCUCUCCGGUCAGGAUAGGUGGCAGAAUAGCGGCAUCGGGGAGGCCGAAAAAGCAGUACAAACGCACGCGGAAGUACGAUGCGAGCUAUCUCAGAUUCGGAUUCAUUCAAGAGCCCGGUAGCGAAUUCGAGCCUAGGCCGCUGUGCAUUGUUUGUUCGGAGUGCCUAUCGAAUGAAGGAAUGAAGCCGUCCAAACUUCAGAGGCACCGAGAUUUGAAACAUCCCGAUCUGGCUUGCAAACCGUUGGAGUACUUUCAGAGAAUGCGAGACGAACUCAAGCAGCAACAGAAUUCAAUGAGAAAUAUGACCCUUGGUGACAAUAACUCCCAGAUGAGAGCCUCCAUCCUACUGGCGAGUCAGGAGGUGAUCGGACACGACGCUUACCAGAAACUCAGAGGUAUCUCCCUGUCGCGCAACACGGUGAAACGGAGAAUCGAGCACAUGGCCGAUAACAUCCAAGAUCAAAUUAUCGAUUUGGUCAAGAAGUCGACAUUCCACUCGAUCCAGAUCGACGAGUCAACAGAUCUGACGAAUAAAGCCGUAUUGGUCUGUUUCGUCAAGGUCGAACACGACGGAGAACUCUUGGAGGAACUUCUCUGCUCUGUGGAACUGCCGGGUCGGACAACUGGCUCCGAAAUAUUCCGAGUCCUUGACGGCUUUUUCGAAGAUCAUAGCAUACCGUGGAAGAACUGCAUUGGGGUAUGCACGGACGGAGCCGCUAAUAUGACAGGACGUCUGAUGGGUUUCACAGCAAGAGUCAAGAAGGUCGGACACCCCAACUUGCUGAGCACCCAUUGCAUCAUACAUAGGGAACAACUGGUUGCGAAACGACUCUCUCCACAAUUGCACAGCGUUUUGUCUGAUGUGGUCCGCAUUGUGAACGAGAUUCGUUGCAAACCAUUGAAUUCGCGUAUCUUCGAAGCUCUCUGUGAGGAAAUGGGUUCUCAGUUUUCCCAUCUCCUCUUGCAUGCAGAAGUCAGGUGGUUGUCUCGUGGGAGAGUUCUCAAUCGACUUCUUUCUUUGUUGCAAGAAGUUAAGGUAUUUUUCCAGCAGCAGAACAAUUCGACGUUCCUUGCUAUCAUGUCCGAUGUAGAUUGGAAAGCCAAACUAUCAUACUUGGCCGAUAUUUUCUCUCAUUUGAAUGAGCUGAAUUUAUCCUUACAAGGGAAGCAUUGCGAUAUGUUCACGCUGCGAGCGAAGAUUGACGGCUUCCGUAAAAAACUAGUUCUUUGGCACGCCGCAGUCUCAGAGAAAGAUUUUCCGAUGUUUCCUAAUUUCGAUGAGUUCUCGAAGCAGAAUCACCUCAGCGAGGGAGUGGUCGUAAUCGUCCGGGAGCAUUUACAAACCCUCAUGGAUUUGUUCGGUAAAUACUACCCGGAGCAAGAAGAUCCCAGAAAUGGCAGUCUCUGGAUUCUGGAUCCGUUCACCGCGAAAAUUGACGACACGAAUUUGUGCAUGAAAGGGAAAGAAAGCUUGCUGGAUCUCGCUUCAGAUGCGAGCCUGCAGAUGAAGUUCCACGCUUCGUUGUCGAGAGCUCAUUUUUGGCUCGGAGUUGGACAAGAAUACCCGAUGCUGAGCGCGGAAGCGAUGAAGAUUUUGGUGCAAUUCUCCACAACUUACCUCUGCGAGAAAACGUUUUCAUCUGUCACUGCCAUCAAGACUAGAUAUCGGACUUCCCUCGAGAUGCACGCGGAACUUCGACUAGGAGUUACGAAUCUAGCGCCUCAGAUCGACGCGAUCUUGUCGUCGAAGCAAGCACAGGUAUCGCACUAA
Molecule: messenger RNA, 1965 nt
Organism: Galendromus occidentalis (western predatory mite)
Lineage: Eukaryota; Metazoa; Arthropoda; Arachnida; Mesostigmata; Phytoseiidae
Product: SCAN domain-containing protein 3-like
Exons: 2
Coding region: 1-1965 (654 amino acids)
Source: RefSeq, a predicted model, not a curated record